Molecule: messenger RNA, 3019 nt
Organism: Hyalella azteca
Lineage: Eukaryota; Metazoa; Arthropoda; Malacostraca; Amphipoda; Hyalellidae
Product: sex-lethal homolog
Exons: 7
Coding region: 225-1244 (339 amino acids)
Cellular component (GO): ribonucleoprotein complex
Molecular function (GO): RNA binding
Source: RefSeq, a predicted model, not a curated record
AACACAUACUUUCAAUACCACAGUUAUAUAAUUAUUUUUUGUUUAGACUUAUCCAAUAAAAGAAACAAAUCAUUAGGCCUAUGUUUAAACAUAACUUCUUCUUCCGAGAAGUUUCUUCAGCAUGAAGAUUCAAGAUUUGAGUUCUCAUUACGCGAUCGGCUGGACAGGCACGCGUGAACCCGGCGCCUGUGUUUUAUGAAUGACCCUGACAAAUUUCCUUUAUUAUGAGUGAGUGUGACUACAAUAACAUGGGCAUGGAGAGCUCGCCUAGCAUCCCGUCCAUCACUGGCAAUGAGACACGGACAAACCUUAUCAUCAACUACCUACCACAGACCCUCACUGACCAGGAGUUCUACAAAAUAUUUAUUGUUGUUGGGCCUAUUAAGAAUUGCAGAAUUAUGAAGGAUUUAAAGACCGGGUACAGCUUCGGGUUUGGGUUCGUGGAAUAUCACAAGCCGGAGGACGCAGCCAAAGCUAUCCUGCAGCUAAACAACCUCCCCGUGCAGCACAAGCGAAUCAAAGUCUCCUACGCCAGACCUCCUGGAGAGGACAUCAAGGAAACUAAUCUCUACAUUCAGAAUAUCCCCAGAUCCUACACGUUAGACCAGCUCGACGAUUUGUUUGCUCCUUUUGGCCAAAUUGUUCAAAAAAAUUUACUGAAGGACAAAGUCACAGGUCUUCCGAGGGGCGUUGGCUUUGUCAGGUACGACAAGAAGUCUGAAGCAGAGCUGGCCAUCACGCAGAUGAACGGUGUUAUCCCUGAGGGCGGCCACGACCCGUUGGUGGUUAAGGUGGCAGAGGAGCACGGCAAGAUGAAGGCUGCGUACUACGCUGGCUACCAUGCUGGUCUGCAGAACAACAGGGGAUCCUUCAGAGGCAGAGGUCGCGGCAGUUUCAACAGCCGGGGCGGCGUUAUGGGCUUCAACAGAGGAGGCUUUAAUAAUUCGGGUAAGAUGCCCACCGACCGACCUCUGAACGACAGAUUCCACCCGUCAAGUUUCAACAAGUUUAACGGAGUUCCUUCGUAUGAUGGCAACCACGUACCCUUUCACCACGCCAGCCACGGCAGCUACAAGAAUGGUCCUGGCCCGAGCUACGGCUACAGCCGCGGUUCAUACGGUGCUACGUCCGCCUCGUACGGCGGGGCGUCCGGCAAAUACGGCGAUAGUUCCGGGACUUACGGCGGAAGUGCGGCUUCAUACGGUGGUGCCGGUUUUUAUGAUGAUACAUUCGGCACGUACUAGGAUAUGGUGCUUUACAGCACGUACUGGGCAGUAUGGUGCUUUACAGCACGUACUGGGCAGUAUGGUGCUUUACAGCACGUACUGGGCAGUAUGGUGCUUUACAGCACGUACUGGGCAGUAUGGUGCGAUGUCCAGACGUGUAGCUAUGCUGCGUGCCCUCAAUUGUUAGUUUUCAUGUACGCUUCUUGAAAGGAGGUUAAGAUUUCUCAAGCUUUACGAUUUCAGUUAAGAAUUCAUAACUUGAAGUACGAGUAGGUCGAUGGUGUCGGAAUGCGAUACAGCAACAGCUCUCUGAUCACAACGGCUGAACUUUGUUCUCUACUUCAGCCAUGUGUCUACUAAAGAUAUCGCUGUUUGUAUGACGAGUUUUGCAAUAUAUUUGUAUGGUGCGGCUCAUUUUGGUUGAUGUAAACUAACAACCGAGUACUACUUAAAUCAGCCUCUGUAUUGUUGUAGGUUGUUAACACCAGGUAUGUUAUUGGUGGGAGUUUUCUGAUUGCUAAUGUUUCGGCUGUUACGUUCUCGUGUGAUAGAUUGCUUGGCGCUCUGCUGCACGCUGCCGUCUUGGGUUGCGUGGCGAGUUAAAUAUUGUGGUGGAACUCCCUGGGCUGCCAAAUCCUGUUAUUCAGAUAGAAGAAUUAGAUUGCGGAGGGACUAGGCAGGGUUCGUUGUGGUGGGCCAGUAACUUCCUUUACGUCCUUUCAUUUAAAUGCUUCGACACUCGGUGUAAAGCUCGCGAAAAUAACGCAUGUUUCUGCUGUUAGGUGCAGAUGCAAUUUAUAUCCCUUUCUCGAAAACCAAUUUUACUCGUCACAAAUUUUGUCACCUGUUGGUUCGUCUUUUAAUGUUAAUCUUCCAGGGCAUUAGUCACCGUUUUGCUGAUUGACCAGACAUUUAGUCGUGCUUUCUCAAUUCUUUUAUAGAUCACAGGGAGCGUUUUAUUCUUAUGAUAAUGAUGCUGAUGCAUGCGAGCAGCAUCUUUGGUGCCGGUACCGUAACUUGUUCAGCAAGAUUUGUUAACUUAUAAUUGUUGCGUUGUUGAGCAGCUGACAUAUUUUAUGAGCUCAGUGAGCUUCUGUUGCCAGGUGAGUUGCAAGACUUCGUUCAGUGUUCAUUAGUUGGGAGGCGAGGUUAGGUCCUCUUCGAGUGGCGCGUUUAUUGAGCACCAGACAUUUAGUCUUGGUCUCGAGUCAUUCCCUUCUCGUUCAUUUAUUAUUAUUUUUUUUCUCACUAACGACAGUUUUUCCUGUCACGGCAUUUUUAAGAAGCGUUUUUUUCUGCGUUUAUUAAUUUUAGUUUUUUCCUUGAUUUAAUGUUUUGAUUGUAGUAAUCAAUAUUGACUAACCGCGAGUUAUCCUUCAUUGUUCAUCAUACUGUAAGGUUGUUCUUUUUUCCUCGAGUUCGUCAUAGUAGAGUAGAGUGGCAUUCUUAAUCGUAUGAAUUAUUGGCUUAUUCAUAUAACCCGUUAUUCUAAUGAAGCGGCAGUGAACAUGAAAUUAUCUUCUGCGUCAGCGCUUGGUCUAAAUGUUCACGUCAUUCUUCGUCCAUUGAAUGAUCGCUUCGAAUUUUUUGAUGGCGAUUGAAUUAUUUUCCUUGCUUGUUGACGAUGCAUUAGGACGAAUGCAAUACAAAUGUCGCCGCAGUGGGCGGGAGUGUUUAUUUGCUUGCUUUUUUAUCAAGUCAAUGCGUAGCGGAUUUGUUUUUCUUGAUGGAAUAUCCGUGCGCAACUUGAGCCUGAAUGUAUUUGAACACAAUAAAAUGAAACCAAAGCAGUU